Messenger RNA from Plectropomus leopardus (leopard coralgrouper), 769 nucleotides. RefSeq names its product transmembrane protein 238. The record is from RefSeq and is a predicted model, not a curated record. Lineage: Eukaryota; Metazoa; Chordata; Actinopteri; Perciformes; Serranidae.
AUGUCAACAUCUAUCCAAGUAGAGCCAAUCAUGGAGAUACGCUACGGAGGAGUUGGCCGCUGCAAGUGCUCGUUCUGGUUUGCAGUGGCCCACGACAUACUGGGUGUCUUCAUCAUGAUGGUUGGGGUGUUCGGAGGGCUGGUCAUACAUGAUCUGUUCAUCUACGCAGGGGCGAUCAUCAUCUUCCUCAGCCUGAUCUGGUGGGUGUUCUGGUACUCCGGGAACAUCGACGUGCCGCCUGAGGAGCUGGAGGACGACGUGGGCCUGAUCAAGCUGAAGAACCGCAGACUGAGCCGCGUGGUGAGGCGAGUGUCUGACCGCUUUUCCAGCAGGAUCAGGAACUCUUUCAGGAAGAGCGCUGCAUUUGUCAAGGCAGACCCCAAAAAUAGACCUUCAAACACUGGUACAGAGGUACCGCUCUCCACUAUUUAUGACACCACUAUCGCCUCGUCGUCUAGAGAGCUUGUGAGAGAGACUUUGUCAAUAUGAACAUUGCAGACUGUAAAUGACACACUGAACCUGGAUAUUUCCUUUCAUCAUUAGUUUGAAAGGGAUUUUGUGUUUGCUCUGCUCACAUGCACCUGUAAUCAUUAGACAGCACUGAAGUCUUGCCGAGAUAACGUCCACGUGUUCUUAUCUCACAGAUAAGAUGUUAACUUUGCACACCACAACAGUGCUGCAAAUGGCUCUGAUUUAUCAUCAGUCAUUAUUUUGUUGAUUCACAGACUUUGCAGAGUAGAAAUGUGGUGACUGUAAAUAGAAAAAUAAA